GCUGUCGUUGUUCUGACUAUCGUGACUGCAAUGGCGAUGUACCAAAGUAUGAAAAUCGCAAACGAUUUUGAAAUCUAUAAAAUGGAUUCCGACAAAAGAUUUGACGAAUUGAAGAAAGAUUUUCGUGCUGAAUAUUUGUUGUUAAAAACAAAAUCUGAAACUGAUCUGGAAAGUAUGAAAAACAAUGUUCAGUCCGACAAAGAUAAUCUUAUCAAAGUGAUCGAAUCUCGAAAUGAAAAGAUUUUCGAGUUAUCUGGAUGGUUCAAAGCCAGCAAUAAUCUUUUUUAUAAAGGGUUUUCCGAGAAAGUUGAAUACCAGACUGCGAGAAACCGCUGCCAACAACUGGGUGCUCGGUUAAUUUCCACUGGCUUUAGAGAUCCUGCUGUCAGAAGCGAAAUUAUUCCAAAAAUUUGUAUCCGGAACAUCCGCAUAUGGAUCGGGCUUAAUGACAUUGAACGAGAGGGGGUUUGGGUUUGGUCAGAUGGGAACAUCCUGACGGAUAUAAGAAGUAUUCCAUGGAGAAACGGUGAACCAAAUAACGACGGAAACGAGGAUUGUGGGGAAUAUCUUUGGCGAACAACGGAUGACGGAGUAAACGACACUGAGUGCUAUUCACAUUGCGCCUAUGCUUGUGAAAAAGCAUUCUCUUAG
Molecule: messenger RNA, 651 nt
Organism: Styela clava
Lineage: Eukaryota; Metazoa; Chordata; Ascidiacea; Stolidobranchia; Styelidae
Source: RefSeq, a predicted model, not a curated record